AUGGCGACGUCCACGAGCGCCACACAUGCACAGCCUAUUCCGGCGUCUCGAGCGCCUCAACGUACCAACAUCAUGAUCCCCAAGUCUGUACAGACACUGAAGAGCCCACAUUUGACGCUGGAUACAAUGUCUCCGGUUACGCAGAACGGCUCGUUCGAGUUCGAUCGAGUGAUCAAGAGCGGCCGAGUUCUGAAGCGUACUCGGAAAACGAAGUCAUGGAAGCCAGUAUACCUUGUCCUGCGACCCAAUCUGCUAUCUAUAUAUCGUGACUCGGACGAAUCGAAACUCAAACAUCAGAUCAACCUGUCAGAUCUCACAGCAGUUGCUCGGCAGAAGGACCCUAAGAGGAAGGAGAAGCAUGUCUUUGGCCUGUUCUCACCGUCCCGGAACUUCCAUCUCGAAGCUUCAAGCGAUAAAGAUGCACAACAUUGGGUCGAGCUUGUAAGACGAGAAGCACGUAUGGACGAAGAGGAAGAAGAGGAGAUAUAUCUUGCAAGCCCUGGAGGAGCGAGAAGUGCGUAUCGAGGCUUUGGCCGCAGCAUAGAUGCCGUAGCCACUGCUGCGACCGAUGCCGGAGGGUAUAGCUCCUCUGAUGGCGAAGGUACGGGUGGAACACACACUCUCCCCAAACAGCGAGACCGUGGGAGUACCAACGUGAGUGCCUUCAGUGGGUUCAGUGCACGUCGACCGUCACAAGCGGAGUACUCUGGUCCAGAACAUGGCUCGUACUCCGACUUCUCCGACUCUGGUGGUGCCGCUGCUGCACAGCUGUCAGCCUUGUCACUAGCAUACAGCGACGCUCGGCCUUCGACCAGCUCGCAGCCACGUCAAGCAGGAACGAACUCAGUAUAUGGCUCAUCGUCAAGUAGACCAGGCAUGGGAGCAAGAAGUGCGAGUCAGAUGUCUAUGCCGGGCUUUAGUCCGAUUACUGACCCGACCAAGAACUCCGUCUACCAACAGCAGAACCCACAAGGCAACGAAAGAGUAAUCUAUCACGGCUGGAUCUACCUCUUGAGAAGCAAGCGUGGAGUCCGCCAGUGGAAGAAGAUCUGGAUGGUCCUCCGGGCGAAAGCAUUGGCACUUUACAAGAACGAAGAAGAGUAUACUGCUUUGCUAAUACUACCAUUCCCGACAAUCAUCGAUGUGGUGGAAAUAGACCCGAUAUCGAAGAGUAAGACAGCUUGCAUGCAGGUACUGAGCGAGGAAAGGAAUUACCGCUUUUGUGCGACAGACGAGGAGAGUCUUGCGAAGUGGCUUGGUGCUCUGAAGAGCUUGUUGAGCAAGCGCAAGGGCAAAGAAUCUGUUGUUUCAUUACAACAAGGAGGCGCUGUGCAGCCGCUGGUUACAGCAACCGCCGCAUGA
Messenger RNA from Recurvomyces mirabilis, 1362 nucleotides. RefSeq lists its product as uncharacterized. The transcript has 2 exons. The coding region runs from base 1 to 1362 and encodes 453 amino acids. Lineage: Eukaryota; Fungi; Ascomycota; Dothideomycetes; Mycosphaerellales; Teratosphaeriaceae. The record is from RefSeq and is a predicted model, not a curated record.